CCCACGAACCCUUCGUCUCCCAUCCAGAUCAAACGCUAGGGUUUCGCCUCCUCCUCCUCCUCCUCCUCGAGCAGAGGAGAGCGGCGAUGAAGCUCGCGGGGCUCAAGUCGGUGGACGGGGCCCACGAGGACUCCAUCUGGGCGGCGGCGUGGGUGCCCGCGGCGGACCACCGCCCCGCGGCGCUGCUCCUGACGGGGGCGCUCGACGAGACCGUCCGCCUGUGGCGCCCCGACGACCUCGCCUCCGCCGCCGCCCCGGCCCGGGGCCACGCGCUCGGGGUCGUCUCGCUCGCCGCGCACCCUGCGGGCGCCGUCGCCGCCGCCGUCUCCCUCGACAGCUACGUCCGCGUCUUCGAUGUGGAUUCCGGCGCCUCCGUCGCCACGCUCGAGGCCCCGCCCUCCGAGGUUUGGGGCAUCCAGUUCCACCCCAAGGGUAAUGCUCUGGCUGCAGCUGGUGGUGGGAGUGGGUCAGUGAAGCUCUGGGACACAGAGAAGUGGAAGCCAAUAACCAGCCUUUCUGUUCCACGUCCAGAGGGAGCUCGUCCUGAUAAAACAGGGAGCAGCAAGUUUGUCCUUUCAGUGGCUUGGAGUCCUGAUGGCAAGCUCUUGGCUUGUGGUUCCAUGGAUGGUACCAUUGCUGUGUACGACGCGGUUCGGAUGAAGUUCCUCCACCACCUUGAGGGCCAUCACAUGGCAGUGAGAUCGAUGGUAUUCUCUCCAGUGGACCCACACGUGCUCUUCACCGCCUGCGAUGAUUGCCACAUCCACAUAUACGAUGCCAAGGAGAAGAGCCUCAUUGGGGCCAUGUCAGGGCAUGCGAGCUGGGUGCUGAGCAUCGAUGUGAGCCCAGACGGCAUGGCAGUAGCCACGGGCUCCAGUGACCGCACAGUCCGUCUUUGGGACAUCAACACAAGGGCAUCGGUGCAGACGAUGAGCAACCACAACGAUCAGGUCUGGGCCGUGGCCUUCCGGCCACCGGGUGGGACAGGAGUGCGCGCAGGACGGCUGGCCAGCGUCUCUGAUGACAAGAGCAUCACCCUGUACGAUUACUCAUAGUUUACCCUGCAACGCUUCAAUGUAGUCAGCUGUUCCCUACCAGUGAUUUCAUUUGGUACACUGAAGGUUGGAGAAAAACUUGACCUUGUUGUACAAUCCUAAUUGAGCUCAUGAGUUGCAAGUAGAGUGCGUUUGAUUCCAGUAU
This is a messenger RNA of Oryza brachyantha (malo sina), 1200 nucleotides long. RefSeq names its product WD repeat-containing protein VIP3. Bases 87 to 1055 code for a protein of 322 amino acids. Gene Ontology annotation, molecular function: protein binding. Gene Ontology annotation, cellular component: Cdc73/Paf1 complex. The transcript has 2 exons. Lineage: Eukaryota; Viridiplantae; Streptophyta; Magnoliopsida; Poales; Poaceae. The record is from RefSeq and is a predicted model, not a curated record.